Caenorhabditis briggsae is the source of this 276-nucleotide messenger RNA. Bases 1 to 276 code for a protein of 91 amino acids. Lineage: Eukaryota; Metazoa; Nematoda; Chromadorea; Rhabditida; Rhabditidae. The transcript is spliced from 2 exons. The record is from RefSeq and is a predicted model, not a curated record.
AUGCGUUCUUGGAUACCUCUUCUUUUCAUUUUCGCCAUUUUGGCUAUUGUUGCUAACGCAGAAUCAUCUUCGGAAUCUUCUUCUGACUCUUCCGAGGAGGUGAAGGGUUCUGGAGCUCCAGCCAACUUCCCAUCCCUCGAAAUUUUGAUGGUCGAUCCAGCUAGUUCGGAUGUCCUUCCUGGUCCAGGUGACAAUCGUAAGAAGCGAGGACUUCCUAGUUACUACGAUAUCCGCAAGAAGCGUAACCUCCCAUCCGCCUACGAUAUUCGCAAGUAA